Messenger RNA from Scaptodrosophila lebanonensis, 6321 nucleotides. RefSeq lists its product as uncharacterized. The record is from RefSeq and is a predicted model, not a curated record. Gene Ontology annotation, cellular component: centrosome; centriole; ciliary basal body. NCBI's taxonomy places the organism in Eukaryota, Metazoa, Arthropoda, Insecta, Diptera, Drosophilidae. The coding region runs from base 83 to 6274 and encodes 2063 amino acids. Gene Ontology annotation, biological process: centriole replication; ciliary basal body organization; centriole-centriole cohesion. The transcript has 3 exons.
UAAACGGAAGUCGGCUUGAAAUUAUUUUUUAAUUCUGCAAAAAGUAUAGCUGCGCAUGUAGAAAACUAUAAAUGCUGCGACCAUGUCAGUGAGCAGUUUGUCGCUAAGCCUACAAUUGGGCGAACAACAAUUGGCCAAACUUACCAACGACAAUUCGGAGAUUCGCAUGCGCGCCUUUGACCAAAUCGAGUCGCGUCUGUUGCGGGCUCUACAACAGGGCGAAACUAUUAACUUCAAGCCAGUAUAUUUAGUGAAACAGUUAAUACGUUGGUUUGGCUACACGCCGCCUCUGGCGGCCGACCGUGUCCUGUCACUGCUCCUGGACUUACUUCGAUCCGAUUAUGCCGAUGUAAUUAUGCGUAAAAUGCCGCUGGAACGUUUGCAGACCGAACUGGAGAAGGUGCGCAAAAUUGUGCGUUGUCUGGAAUCCAGAUCUAGCAGCGAUAUUUUAGAUGAGCUGCAGGAUCUGCUUUCGCAACGCUAUAACAGCAGUCGCAGCCGCAGCAGCAGUGGAUUUACAAGCCGUACGCCCUUAUCAGCAAUGCAGAGCUGCGCGGAUUGUCCAAUUACGGAUGAGACAACAGCAGCAUCGAUGACAUCAGAUCUAAGCCUGCUGGAUGGCGCUAUGCUCUCUGUGGAAGCUUUAGAUCCGCAGAAUGAUUUCGAACAGCCGUGGUCACGAGCUACCGUCGAUGAUUUGGCCAGUCUAACGAUGCUGAUGAGCUCGAUCAGUGCCAACGAUCAGUGUAAAUCGGAACUGCUGUUGCAGCUCACACAAUUGCGCAUACGGAUGUCCGAUUAUCCUAUCGAACAUUUUCUGCAGGCGCCAUACAUUUUCUUGCAAUUGCUGCGCCUGCAGCAUCGCAAGGACGAACGCUGCUGGCUCACUAUUAAGAAGGUGAACAGGACGCUGCUAACUUUCGUGCAAUUGCUGCGACGUCGUUUGCUGGCCCGCCGCCAAACCCUAAACUAUGCCCAGAGCAUGGAGCUGUCAGGCCGAUCCCAAGCCAAGGGACAAAUCCGUGUGCAGAGCGCCCUCAGAUUGCUGCUGAGUAACUGCCUCCAUAUGCUCUCCCCACUGGUGCGGGAUAAAACGCUCAAGGAUGACGCCAUUCAGCAAUGGCAUCUCUUCGAGCUCGCCGUGGAAACACUGCGAACCUUUGAAGUGCUGCAGGAACCCGUCGCGGCAGCCGUUUUGGAGAUGCUGCGAAAGCUGGCAGAUGAUUUAUUGUAUGCCUGCAACACGCUCAAGUCGGAUGGUAGAACUGAUAAUGAGUCGACCAGCAUGUCCCGCAUGGUGGCGCGCUUGACGUUGCCACGCCUGCACUCGCUGCUGUUCAAUGACCUUCUGCUGGAUGGCGUUGCUCUGAAUAUAGCCUGUGAUCCGUCGCCUGCCGAUAGACAAUCAUAUCGUCUGCUGUUGGAGCCGCUUAUUGUCGACAACACGUAUCUGGCCGGCAAUCCACAACGCAUGCGCCACAUCUGCAAUUUAAUGAGCUCGUCGCGAAGCGCUGACGAAGAUGGAUCGCUGGCAGCCGGCGAGCGGGAACAGCAAUUGAUACGUCUGAAGACGGCGUACAGUUUGGCGCUCAGCCAAUUGCAGCCAGAGUCCAAGUCGGAGCCAACACUGCUGCUCCAAAUGCAGCGACAGGUGUGUCUGGUGCUGAAUCAGUUGGGCAGUGAGCGACUCGUGCAGGAGCUGCUCGAUGCGAUAGUCAAAUGCACGCCUCUCUAUACGCCCCAAAGGGCGUCACUGCGUCGGGAGGCGGAAUCGCUGCUCAACACGCUGUUCGAGUUGCCCGACGAUCGCAUGAUUUUGUGCGUUUUCCGCACACUCGGCCGUCCCGUCAUUGCGCAUUUCCAUGCGCUCAUGAAUCGCACACAAUAUAUGAGCGGCUGCAACAAUCUGGAGCUAGUGCGUCGUCACAUUCUGGGCGUGCCGUGGAACAAGCAGCUCCUGCAAAAGCUCGUACAGCUCAGUUGGCCGAGGGAGAAUUCGAGUAGGGCGACGACCACACCCUCAAAGGUGCAGCAAUGCUGCCUCGAUUGCAUCACCAUGCUGCUAAAGGUGGGCAACUUGGUGGGCAAGCAGGACUUUCAGUCGUUUGCGCAACUAUUCCUGCCCGUACUGCCGCUGAUAAUCGCACGUAGCGUGGGGCAGGAGCAGUUGCAGCCGGUUGUGUGGCAGCUGUUGGAACCGGACACCUCGUUUCUCACCCCACCCGAUAUGCUGCGCGGCAAUGUGUGUUUCAUGUUCGUUGCGGAUGCAGGAUUGCGUCAGGAGGCGACCACUCGUGUGGCCUACACGCUCCGAUGUGAGGACUAUGCGGGAAAAUUUAAACCAAAUAUGGCGAAGCUAUCAAGCGAUAUUUUUCUAAAGAACUUUUGCGUGGUGGAGCCUCCACGUCCCUAUGACAGCAUUUACUCGGAAAGCUCUACACCCAGAGCCUGGGAGCAGCAGCAGCUCGAUUUACAGUCCUUGCUGCGUCUGCUAAGCACGCCCGAUCUCAAGCCUUGCAUACACAAAUCGACGCUUGUGCAGCUGAACGUAUUGCUGCAGGAUUGGCGUCUCGCUGGCACCUUCAAUGACUACGAAAUGCUGCUGAAGGCACUGUACAUGCCGUUGCGCGCUGAUCCUUCGUCCAAUGAUGGCGACAUCGACACAUUACAGCCCACGGUGGGUAUUCUGAUGAAGUUGCUAAUCAACAGCGCCGAUCUGCGUCGACAAAUGCACGAAUGCUUUGAGGUGCUGGUCUGUCUGCUGCGCAUUUUCUUCCUGCAGCCGCUGGCGGAGCAGCUAUGCGCGGAUGUGGCCAUUUGUCUGUUCCUGCUGCUCUAUCAUGAGCACGUGCUGACCACCGAGGAGCAGCUGCUGCUGAAUGCACCGCUUCUGCCGGCGCUGCAUGUGCCGCUUACCCACAACUUGGACGAGAGUACACCGCCCUCGCCAGCCACUGAGGGCUUGGCGCUGGAACGCCGUCUCGUCGACACUCACUUCUUUGGACGCGCCGCCAGCGCUGCCCAACAUUGGCGUCUCUUCAUCGCGCAUCGCAUCAGCAAGCCGGCGGGUGAAAUUUGUCUAGGAGCGCUGCAGAAACUGGACAUAACCGACUACCUCCGGUUGCAGCCUAUCGAGCUGGCUCUAGUGAAGGCGACCUGCGUAAAUCGGCAGCUGGAACAGCAGCUGGUGAUGGCUUGCAAUUCCAGUAAUCAUACGACUCUGGAACAGCUCGCUGCCUUGUUCCAAAUCUUUGUCGUUCAACUGGGAUGUUCGGUGGCGCCGGAACAGGCCCAACAAAUGUGGAAACUUCUGCACAAGUAUUUGCGACUCACUCCCAAAAAUCUGGCCGAUCGACAACUGCACAGAGUGUUAAUGGAGCUGUGUCUCAGCUGUCUGCGUCAUGGCUGGACGCCGGUGCUGGAGGGAUUGAAUGAGGCGCUGGAAACAGAUCCGCAUCAUAGCUUUCUCGUCAUGCUCAUGGAUCGUGCUGAGCCACUUCAUGUCUAUCAAUUGCUCGGCGAGUGCUUCGAACAGCUCCUUAAGGUGCAGAGGGAGGAGGAUCAGAGAGUUUUCAGCUGGCAUGGCCAACUUUUUACCGAACUGAGUGCCGCUCUGCGCACCCUCUUCGAUCUCCGCCAACUCCAACAUGCCCGCUGUGUUCUUGGCGUUCUCCGCUGCCUCUCCCAGCAUCCCUUGCAGCUCAGCGAUACCUCGAUGCGGCAUUAUAUCCAGCACUUUGUGCGCCUUUCUAGCGAGCUGCGCGCCUCCACCCAAACGGGCGCCCAAUGGCAACGUGGCUGUUUGUACAUCAUCUGCCAAUUGCAACUACAAUGCUCUGCACCGUCUGCCAAUUCCAAUUCAGGGCAAGAAUCGUGUGCGACUUCCAAUUACAAGUUUCUGCGCUAUCUGCUCGGACUCUGUGGACACAGCGACGGUGAGGUGCGGGGUCUAGCCUGGGUAUGCAUGGCCAAUUGCAUUACCAGAAUUGCGGUUGGCCAGAUUGAGGAAUUGCUGCCACAGCUGGACUUUUUGCCGGGUGGUCUGCCCGCUUGCUGUCUCACCACGCUGCUGGACGUUUUCGAAACAAUGUUGGUGCGACAAUUGGCGGGACGGGUGCUGCUGUUAUUGAUGCCUGCGCUGGGCGGCGAGGCAGCUAUUGAGCUGCUGGAGCGACAUGCAUUCAUGCGCGAAGCGCUGGCUUCGUUUAGUGCCCUCCAAAUGGAUAUGCAGUUGCCACGCUCCUUUCCACUUAAAGGGCCUCUGCAUUCGUGCGAAAUACUGAGCUGUUAUGUCGCCAUCUGCGCACGUGUCGUCGUCCUGCAGCCCAGCUGGUGUGGCAAGCUGAUGGAGCACGCAUUCAUUAUUGGUCUGCCAGAUCUGUUGAAGGUGACGCCGCCGCCCCGAGCUCGUCGCGCCGCCUACUACCAGCUCUGCAACCAUAUCUGCGAGCUCUACGCCCUCUGCUAUGGACAGCAGGAGCAUUUUGCGUAUUUGCAGCGCAGCAUUUGCCGGGACCCCAUCUUUCUGCGCACCUUUGUGACGCUGCUGGAGGAGCCGCAGCUAACGGAUGGCCAACUGCUGUCACUGCUGAAGCUGCUGCUCGUCUUCUGCAAGGACACGAAUGCCUAUGGCUGUUUGUGUGAGCAGUUCAAGGAGCGUCCGAAGGUGUUGCUGCAGCUGCUGCUGAAGGGACUCCGUCUGAAACAGCUGGGAACGGCCCUACAACGGUAUACGCUGUCUGCGCUCACACUGCUGCUUGUACGCUCGCAGCAUAUGGAGGAGCAGCUAAAUUUGGUGCGACUGCUGGAGGCGCAUGCGCCGAUCACUGAGAAUGCUGUCGAAGUGCGUGAGGAUGUGAUGCAGCAGCUCGACUCCUAUUCGGACAAAGAGAACUCGCACGUAAAUGACUUAAGUAAUAGGCUAGACGAGCUGAACUUAGGAAAGCGCCAGAAGCACAAGCAACAGGAGGCCAAGGAGGAGCCACCAUUAACGGACCGGAAUGCGGCUAUACUACUCUAUCUGCAGCUAGAUCGUCUCUUCGACCAAUUGUAUCCCACAAAGAGUUACAAUUUUCGACAUCCGCCAGAUGUGACGCAUGUCCAGGUAUGCGAGGCACUGGGCGUGCUGUUGAAGCUUUCACCCUGUGCUCAGAAAGCCUCGCGUCCUCUCCGCUUACUUGAACGUGUGCUGCAGCUAUUGGAUCACUUCCUAAACGAUCCCAACGUUGGCAAUGCCAGCGUCUAUAUGCGACGCGUAGGCGCCCACAAGGCCAAGGAUAUACUAAGCAAUCUAAUCGUGCUGUUGAACAUGCUCCUUCACUGGCACAGUUCCCAUCAUGCCCUCAUCUCGGAACCCGCCAUGGCCACGGGCUGUAUGCAUCUUUUAUUACGCAUCUGGCCCUGGUUGUCGCACUCGGCACACCUUAAGCAGCUGUGCUUACGUCUGUGCGUCUUCCUCACUGAACACUCCUUUGAGAUGUGCAAGCAGGCGUCCCUAAUUCCAUCCAAUCACUCCCAGUCACUGCUGCAGUUGAUGGUGCGUGUGGCCGACCAUGAGACGACCAAGAAGGAGGCACCCAGUACAACCACCAACGGCGCGUACCUUGUGGAAGCCGUGCUUCGUGUCAUGAAGAACUGCUGUGCCUGUAGCGAAGGACGUCUUAGUCUCGUCAAGCUGCAUGUAUUGGACAUUUUCGACAUCAUAUUUCCGGGCAGUGGGAAUUCGUCGGCUGCUCUCAAAGUGAGGCCAGAACUGCUGCUGGCCUGGCUCAGCUUCUGGGAAGUUUAUUCCCGGUACGAUGUGGGUGCCAAGGCGUGUCACGUGCACGCCCUCCUAAAUGGCGUGCGUCGCUCACCACCGCUAAGCGAAAAGCGCAUGCUCUGUUUACGUAUCCUGCGUAACAUGUGCUUCUAUACCGGCAAUCGCACCCAACUGGUGGCCAUGGAUGAGUACAUAAAUCUCAUGCGCGAUAUUGUUGCUCAGCCGGUGCGGGACAUGGAAAUACGUAUUGCGGGAGGCAGUGACGAAGAAGCUAGUAUGAUUAACUCGUACGAGGAGCACCAUUUGGUCACAUUGUGCUUGUGGAAGCUGUUCGGCUUCGGGGCCAAGUACAAGGCCAUGCUGCGAAGCACCAAAUUGGCCAAACAAUUGGCCCGCCUCAAGGAACAGCUUGACUUCUUGGAGACGCAACGUCCGGAAAACUUUCGAAAGCUGUCACACGCCAAGGAGCUCAGCAAAAUAAUCACGAAUCUUUUUGCAUCAAUCAAGGAAUGAGACACACUUGAAUAUGUAUAAAUUAAAUAUUUUUUUAUUAGUUUUAA